Dermacentor andersoni is the source of this 7527-nucleotide messenger RNA. Its product is annotated as transcription factor YY2-like. Gene Ontology annotation, biological process: regulation of transcription by RNA polymerase II. Lineage: Eukaryota; Metazoa; Arthropoda; Arachnida; Ixodida; Ixodidae. The record is from RefSeq and is a predicted model, not a curated record. Gene Ontology annotation, cellular component: chromatin; transcription regulator complex; PcG protein complex. Gene Ontology annotation, molecular function: RNA polymerase II cis-regulatory region sequence-specific DNA binding; DNA-binding transcription factor activity, RNA polymerase II-specific.
UUCCUCCAUCUUUGCAGAUGGGCAAGAUGGCGUCCUCGGAUGUGGUAACCGAGGUUGAGAUUCAGCCCGAGAUCCAGGAGGUGGAAAUCGAGGCUAUACCCGUGGAAAUGCCCGUCGAGACAGUCGUGACGACCGUCGAAGCGGUCGAAGGUCAGCCUAUGAUCGCGUUGCAGCCGCUGCCAGAGCCAGGGAGGGAAGAGAUCAUCCUACAAACCCAGGAGGAGAUCGUCGGCAGCAUAGACGCCGAUCACGAAGCGCUCACAGGAUACGACAACAUCCCGGUGCCGACCCCCGAAGUGCUCAUCGAGACGAGCCCCAGCACGUCGGGUAAACGCGGCAGGAAAGGCAAGCGUGGUGGCAAAGGACGCAGCUUCGGCGGCGAACUGACGUUUGAGACGGACCGUAGUACGCGCAAGUGGGAACAGAAACAGGUGCAGAUCAAGACGCUCGAAGGAGAGUUCUCCGUCACCAUGUGGGCUUCGGGCACGGAGGACGCUGCAGAGGAGUCGACACCCGAGCCGGACCCCGAUUACACGGAGUACAUGACGGGAAAGAAGAUUCCACCAGGUGGCAUCCCCGGUGUGGACCUCAGUGACCCCAAGCAGCUGGCAGAGUUUGCAAAUUCGACACCAGACAAUGGCAUGAAGCAGUGGUGGGAGCAAGUGCAGUGCACCAGUGUCUACUCCCCCGACAAAAACAAGGGUGGCGCCGGCCAGAGGAUGAAGCCAAGGAAACAAAGUGAUGACGUAGCAAGGACGAUAGCAUGUCCACACAAAGGCUGCACCAAGAUGUUCCGUGACAACUCUGCCAUGCGAAAGCACCUGCACACGCACGGCCCCCGGGUGCACGUGUGUGCAGAAUGCGGCAAGGCCUUUGUCGAAAGCUCCAAGCUCAAGCGGCACCAACUGGUCCACACGGGCGAGAAGCCCUUUCAGUGCACGUUUGAAGGGUGUGGCAAGCGGUUCUCCUUGGACUUUAACCUGCGGACACACGUGCGCAUCCACACGGGCGACCGGCCAUACGUCUGCCCCUUCGACGGCUGCAACAAAAAGUUUGCCCAGUCCACCAACCUCAAGUCACACAUCCUCACCCAUGCCAAAGCCAAUACAACAAGCAAGCGAAGAAAAUGGAAACCUACAAUUGAAACUGAUGCACAGUUGAGCACUGACCUCGUCUUUCCUGAGAUCGGAUCCCAGGGAGCGUCAGACUAUUAGUGAUGAUGGUGAUGCCCCCGCCAGCCUUCUCUUCGCCUCUGAUAGCCACUGUUCACUCUCCCAUUUUCCUCGUCCCCUCCAUUUCUUGCAUUUCUCACGACCUGCUUCUUCAACCACAGUGCACAGGAAUGGAGCAAGCUGCGGGCUCAGAGAUAAGAGUGGGCGAGAUCAGUGUUAUGGCAUAUUGGGCUGGGCCCUACCGUGCGCUGACUCGCUGUGCGACGAUGUGGAGACCAUUCUAGAUUAGAGUUGGAGAAACUGUGCCCUAGCGAAAUGUACUGCCGCUUACCAGAGCAAUCGGAAAUUGUAAGCGGAAACAAACAGGUUGGCACUUACGUUUUUAACAAACAUGGCAGACCAAAGGCGUGCACCUGCCGCUGCAGAUAGCUGCUGAUGCUGCAUCAACAACAGAAGUUGCAUCAGUCGCGUGAAUAGAACUCUGCGAAAUCUUGGUCGUGUUCUCGGGUCAAAUGUGAGGGCGCCUCCGAAUGCUCUGGCAGAACCAGGCAGAUUUGUUCAAAGAGCUUGAUUUUGACCACUGGAGUGUGAACUGCGCUGCCAGAGUGCUUUAAAGCACUUGAAAGUGACCAGCCAAUGUGCCAUUAGUUGGCUACUGCUCUUGCUGUAUACCAUCAUAAAUUUGAAUGAACACCUGGAACCUGGUGGAACAGUGUCAGGUUGCCUUGAGCUUGCAUGCAUAGUUUCUCUCGGGGCCUAGAGUGGCAGCUGGCCUCCCCAUGCCACCGUCGAGCUCACAGGCACGCUCGGGCAAAGCUGGAUUGAUAAUCUGCAGUCCUGGAACGCCAGAAAGGGGCAACUCCUACGAUGAGUGCAAGGUAGGCAAGCCAGAAAAGUUGCACACGUGGCAACAGAAAAUGGCGCAGCCUUUAAGUUCUCUCAUGGAUAGUACCGUGCUAUGGCAUGGGAUUUCGCAGCCCCUGUUUGAGACUGGUUAACCGUUCAUUGGCAAAGACUGAUCAUGUUCUUUGGGGGCAUGGUGUUACGGUACUCGUACUGAAGCCAGCCUGUACACAAAGAAUGUCAGUUUGCUUGAAGGCCUUUGACUGGCACCACUUUUGAGAAAUGCGUACUGCAUAUGUGCAAAAAAGUGCACUGCUUCUUUUGUUGAAUAAUUUUUGUGGAUUGCACAAAAACAAUAUCCAUGGCGCACUUCAUCAGGCAUAAAUGUCUGGCAUGUUUUGGUGCCCCGUCAAAGAGUGCAUUCCUGUGCCCUGUGGCCCUUUUCCUGUGUGUAUUUCUCAGAACACCUGUGGUUCACUCAGUUUCGCCUUGAGUGAGAAAACACUCUGCCCGCAUUAGUUUGCAUCCAUCGAGUUUUCCGCUGGCACUGCAUGGGAGGAAAUUUGUUUACAGGCAUUGAAAGGAGGGAGUAAUUUGCACCCGCGUUGGGGCAAAUUUGACCAUUUCAACUCUAAAAUUACACUAUGCAUUGACAAUCGUACCAUUGCAAUGGCCCGAGGAAGGGGCCAGAAACCUUAUUUGCCUUUAUAUGUGUCACCUCUCUCCAUCCUCUUUGCACAUUAGCUUCUGUGUUUCGCAUGAAGUGAAAACUAUAAUUUGACGUAGUAGUUCUGCGGAAUCCCGCAAGGUGGAGAGAAGUAAUUAAUAAAGGGAAAAUCAGACAUCCACCCGUUCGUAGCAAUUGCUGCAAAGAAAACCCAUACGGGUUCCUCGAAAGAAAGGGCUCAGAGUUGAAGAAAAAUUCGUCCUGGUCCGGGACUCAAACCCGGGACCACCACCUUUCCGGGGCAGCCGCUCUACCAUCUGAGCUAACCAGGCGGCUAGCAAAUGGCAGGGGAAGUCGAAUUUGUCGACAACACGCGAAGCAAAGGCAAGUGUUUGACGUAGUAGUUCUGCGGAAAUCCGCAAGGUGGAGAGAAGUAAUUAAUAAAUUAGAAAGCUAUAAUAAAUACCAUGCCCAGCAGCGAUGGACAGCUCGUAACACUGAGAGUGAGGAAAGAUUUGUUCAGCUCAUCGGUUAGUUCUGCUGGCUCCGCCUUUCAGGAACUGGCAACAGGCCUUUUGUUCUUUUGAAAGCUCUUGGAAACUCGAUGGUUGCUGCAAACUGAUUUCUGCAAUGAGCUCACGAGCUUGUGUACCCUGCUGUUUCGUUGUGCAAGCGCAGGUUGCAAGUGACGCUUCCAUAAAUGACGCAGUGUGUGUGUGUGGAUUUUGUUAUUGGCGCAUGCUCAAAGCUUUGGUACUUAAAGUGCCAGGUACGGAUGCAGUGCGCCGUCAUAAAGCCAUAAAUUGGAACCUGUUUUAGGCUGACUGAAAGCAACUGUGCAAGAAAGUUUGCUUUGUAUGUCCUUGUUUUUUUUUUGUGUGUGUGUGGCUAUUAUAAUAGGUCGAUGGCAAGCCAGUUAGCUACCACUAUUCUGACUACAGUCGACGACCGAUAAUUCGGACUCCACGGGGAACGUAAAUAAGUCCGAACUAUCGUAUGUCCGAAAAAAACGAAUGUAUCCAAAAAAGAUCACUUUAUUUACGUUUUAGGGCCCCUGUGUAAGGAACAAGUGGUCACUGCAUUGCUGCAUGCACACCACUUAGGUGCAACAAAGUCUGCCUCUAUUUCUGCCAGUUUUGAGUUUUGCUGUAAGCCGAUGCAAGGACUGCAAAAGCUUGAGCCAGAUCUGCACGUGCAAGGUUCUGAGGCACAUGGCACAUUAUUAUCCAAGUCGGAGUCGCUGUUUGACGGUGGGAGAACUUUCUCAAUUGUUUCGUCAUCGUUCAAUUCGGCACACGAUAAAGCCGCGCUGUCGACAUCUGCAAAGUCUUCAGAUCUAACGGCGGCAGGAAUCUGCACACCGCAGCCUAGCAGGUCAUCAGUGUUGUCCACAUUUGAGCUCAUUGUGGUAGGCAGCAGUUCAACCUCUUCCGUUGCGGAGUCAGGCUGUGAGGGUACCGUUAGUGCACUUCACAUGGCCUAUGUUUAACUUCACGAGAGAGACUUGUUGGAGCCAGCAGAGCACUAUCUGGAACGCAAACUAAACAAACAAGCACAGCAUGGCAGAACGCUACUCCCAAGGCUAACUAGCGCCUCUUCUGACUCAACAAACUGAAUGGCGAUAAUGGGCCAUUCAUGGGGGUGCCAGAAAAGGAUGUGAUGAUCGAAAUAUUGAAGCAAUCUCGCAGUUCAGGCAAAGCCUCCAAGAUCGGCAUUUGCACUUAAAUCUCAGAGGCUUAGAGCGGUGACCAAAAUAAGGCCUCAGAGAUUACCGUCUAGCGUGUAAUCUCUGAGGCCAUACUUGAUGUCUUGUCUAGGUUGCCAGAGGAAAUAACGGUGGCAGAGUUGGCGUAUGCUGCAGCCACGGACGGAGUCCGAAUAAUAGAAUGUAGAGCUGACGGCUGUCCAAAAUAUCGGUCGUCUUUACUCAUUAAGUCUCUGGGGUCAUUGGCGGUGCCGCAAUGCUGUCCGAAUUAACGUGCAUGUCCGGAUUAUCGGUGUCCGAUUUAUUGGUCGGCGACUAGUAUGGUCAGGCCUGCUCGUAGUGAUCCAGAGUUAUAGUGCAGCGCCUGUUGGGUUCUUCUCGAAAGUUCUUUAUGAGUGCAAUGCAGAGAACAAGCCAAUGACACCAGUUUAUUCACAUUUGGUAAAGUAGACUUAAAUGACAGUGGCUUCAGGUUUAUUAACUGCAAAUACAUUCUCCUUACUGCGAGCGCCUUUUAGUUUAAGGGAUGUUUAAUGUCAUUAUUUCACGGGAGGCCUUAUCCGCAUUAAACUUAACGAGAGUUAUUCUCAAUCAUGGUGAGCACCAAAUGCAGUCCAUCCAGGCAAGUUACGUGGGCAUUCCUGUUCAUGGCUCACGGUGGUGAUGAAUAGGGCCUGCCGCUAGUUUCCCCUUCAAUUACAAUACAGUGCAAAAGUAUUACACCCGUGUCUUAAUUUAGAGCUAAUUCUUUACAUGAGAGUAUGGCAUGAACAGUGAGAAGGCAGCAUGGCGCAUAGGCACGGUGUGCCUCAUAACUUGUCAGAUUUUUUUUUGCCGUAUUUCCUAUCGAAAUGGCUGGCAUCUCCAAGUAAAAUGCUGAAGCUGGUGCAGCAUUCUCUAAUCAGUGAAUAUACGUUAUGUGGUAUCAUGAACCUAAUUCAACUGGUGUAGACAGCUAUCAGUAGUGCUUGCUGAUUCGUGAAGCUUGAGCCACGCUUGUUUCUUUUCUACAGUCCUUCGCCGGUGAGAAGAUUGUCGUUUGAGCUUCGCCGCCAUCUUGCCAUAGCAGCAUGCAUUCUGAGCAUUAGAGCGUAGAGCUGUUAGAUUAUGUUUCGAGAUGCAUAUGGUGGUCUCUGUAGUUGCAUCAAGUCGUUUCGCACCCUUUUGGGAUGCAAAAGGUUGGUUACUCUAAACUGAGGUUGCCAAGCUCGGUUUGCUGUCAAAUGCAGUUAGUGGCCUAACAGCCUGUUGUGUAACUGUGCUAACUGCAUUUAACACAAAUUGCGAUUAAAGCCACCCAUCUAAAAAAGGUCUAAGGGGCUCACAGUCUCUUCUGCAGUAUUAGACUACUGUGCCCCUUGUACUCCUGGCCAGUGGAUUUUGAAGCCAGUAUCUACUGCCUGGAAUCACAUGUGCAGGCCAGAGGCACCUGCUUGACCAUACUCGACGAGUGUAGUUUGGUGUAUGCCUUUGAUGUGUUGGCUUGCACUUUACUAGCAUAUUCUUUGACAGGUGUUUGUCUUUUUCUGCGUUAAACUGCUUGUGUUAAAUGGGGCAUCUGUGAGCAGGCUUGACCACAUUCGCUCUAUAUUUAAGCAUGGAGUGAAUGCUUAGUCCUCAGUGGUAGCUUCGCUGCCUGUCUACAAAAUGUCAUGUGACUCGUUUUUUACCAAGUGUGUGUGUGUGCUGAGUUGCUGAGCAUGCUUGCGCAAUCGUACAUGGAAAGUAGGUCUUGUUAUUUGUCCCUGUUUUAUGUAGCAGAACGUCAAGAUUCAUCCAACUAUGGAACUGCGCGAGUCAGUAGGCACUUGUGUGUUCAGGUGUAGUAGUAUGUAGCGGGUGCUACUCAGCUAGAGGGCUUGGUGUACAGGCAACACACUUUCACUGGUGCCAGGUGCUAUGCUUAAAGUAAAGGUUCCUGGUGUUCUUUUCUGACCUAGAUGUUAUCAGCGGCCAUGGAGUGUUCAUUUCCCGAUUUGUCAUGGAUAUGGGAUACACAGUUGUGGAAAAUGUUGGCAGAAAAAUUAACAUUUUUGUUGGGAGUAGCUGUCCCUGUGCUCACUUUGCCUAGCACUGUUCACUUAUCACAAUGAAGUCCUAUCAUUUUUGUGAUAAGCACAAGUUGUAUGUAUUGUAAAAGCAGUCUUAACCAGCCAGAUGCUUGUAAUAAACAUCGUCUCAAUUACUUCCCAGCUGGUAGAGCUGAAGUAGAAUGUGCCAGAAAUUUUCCCAUCAUAGAACAACAUUCACACUGUCUUUGCUGUGGACAAGUCGAACAAGAAUCCAUAAGUAUAAAUCAAAGCUGCCCUUACGAGCCAUUACUUGAUGGUGCAACUUUCAAUCCUGUGUAUCUGGCCAGCAAAGAUGGUGUGGGCCCCAUAGUAAGCCAUGCUGGCGUUGCAUGAAAUGGCAACAUCAGAAAUGAAAGAAUGUGUUCUAGUUUCUAGUUAACCCUGACUCUUUUGUACUUCAGUUUUGUUGAGGGGGGGGGGGGGGGCAGGCAUACUGUACUGCCAAGAAAAUUGAGAACAUAAUUGGCUUUCGUUGGAUUGGUUGUUCGCUAGCAUCGGCAGUGUGAUAUCUCUCAUUUUAGCAAGAGCAUUGCACUAUGCAUUGUAAUUUGUUUGAGUGAGUAGCAGUGGGCUUCGGGUUUCAGCCACUCUGAAGGGAUUUUUGUUUCUGGUGACACCUGGCUUUGAUUCUUUGCCUGACUGAAAUUUCUUUGAACGAUUCAUGAAACCAAGUGCCCUGCUUUAUGAAGCUUUGUUUUUGUUUCCUCCCCCCCCUCCCCACAUUUAUUUACUGUGGGAGCAGUUGCCUUUGAUUGAAACUGGGACAUACAUUAGUGUAGUUCGUCUGUGUUUGGCGUGGUGCCGAGAACUCACCAGCCAAGUGUUCAUUCUGGCCAUAUUGAGCCAGACAAGGUGGCUUGAACGUAUGCCGCCUUGUGGGUGCUUUCAUUCGCAUCAAAGGCAACUGUACGCUGCAUGUGUAUCACAAGAUUUGUGUGGAACCAACUGAACCAACAAAUGUUUUGUUCUUUCCUUCUUUUUCUGUUCACCUUCUUUGUCCCUCCUUCUUUUUCUCCUCCCUCCCAUUAACUUCUUUUUCUUCCUUUCUUUCUAUUCCCUCUUUUUAUU